AUGGGGAUGGGGCAAAGAUGCGAAAGCUCUGCAAUCGAAACCAAGCCUGGGCAUUUCCCCCGCGAGCAGCGGCAGUCCUCGGCGGUGUGGCUGUUGCCAGGACUGAGCGAGCCCGGCUUUGAGGAGGCGCCUGGACCCGGGAAGGGGAAGCCGCCGCGCCGAGCACUGCCGGGUUACUCUGCUCCGGCGCCCCAGAGGAAGCCGCCGCCGCCUUCCCAGCUGUGCGUUGGCCGCCUAGGGGCCGGUUCCUGCCCUCCCAGCGAGCCAUGCGGGGCUCCCUGCCCUCCCUCGCCUUGGCCACCGGCCACCGGCUGCCUGUCCCCGCGCAGGGCCGGCUCGGGCUGCGCCCCACGCCGCGGCGGGCGCCUGCGGGUCUUGGUGGACAUGGACGGGGUGCUGGCGGACUUCGAAGGGGGCUUCCUGAAGAAGUUCCCCGCCUACCCGGACGAGCCCUACAUCGCCCUGGAGGAGCGCCGGGGCUUCUGGGUCUCCGAGCAGAACGGGCAGCUGGGGCCCCGGCUCAGCGAAAAGGCCAUCAGCAUUUGGGAGUCCCAGAACUUCUUCACUGACCUCGAUCCACUCCCAGGCGCCGUGGAAGCUGUGAAGCAGAUGGCAAAUUUGGAAAAGACCGACCUAUUCAUCUGCACGAGCCCUAUCAAGAAGUACCGCUAUUGUCCUUAUGAGAAGUACGCCUGGGUGGAGAAGCAUUUGGGCCAAGAAUUCCUCGAGCAGAUCGUCCUCACUCGGGACAAAACAGUGGUCUCCGGCGACCUGCUGAUCGAUGACAGGCCGGAUAUCGUAGGAGCUGAAAGGAGCCCCAGUUGGGAGCACGUCCUCUUCACGGCCUGCCACAACAAGCAUCUGCAGCUCCCGCCUCCUCGCAGGAGGCUCCAUUCGUGGACCGAUGACUGGAAGGCUCUCUUGGACAGCAAGCGGACCUCCUAGGACCAGGCUCCUCAUGCCAUUCUCUGCUUCAGUUUGGCCCACUGGGCUUCCUCUGAGAGGCCCCGGAACCAGGCAUUUGGACUUCCCAGGCAGAAAGCUGAUAGCUGUAUCCUCAGCUUUGGCUAUGGAGCACGAACAGAACUGCAGUCCCAAGACCUAGAACCGGGCAAGAUCAGUCAAAGAUCAGAAAAUGGAAGCAGCAGAUAUGCUGAGCCUCCAAGGGCAUGGAUGCAGUUGCCACUUUGUUGUCUCGUGCCUCACAAUGUCUACUUCAGCGCCAUCGUAGCCCAUCAAGUGCCGUUCAGCUUCAUGUCUGGUCUCCAUGGUGAUUGA
This is a messenger RNA of Heteronotia binoei (common prickly gecko), 1278 nucleotides long. RefSeq names its product 5',3'-nucleotidase, mitochondrial (gene NT5M). Lineage: Eukaryota; Metazoa; Chordata; Lepidosauria; Squamata; Gekkonidae. Gene Ontology annotation, biological process: pyrimidine deoxyribonucleotide catabolic process. Gene Ontology annotation, molecular function: 5'-nucleotidase activity. The record is from RefSeq and is a predicted model, not a curated record.